AGGUUAUGUCACAUUAGUGUUUAUACUUUUAUGUUCCAGUUUUUAAUUACUUAACUAAGUAAAAUGUUUAGUUUACGCUUCAAAAAGGCUUCAUUGAAUCAAUAUUUGCUCAAAAAAACACUGCAGAGGCUCUAUGCAACGUCAAUUAAGCCCAUCGAAAAAGAGUCCACCUCCGAUGAGGAAUUUAAUAGAGAAUUGAAGAAAUAUGAUAGAUUAACGAAUAUUGCUACAAGAACUAGAGAGAAGAAGCCGCAAAGAGAGCCUUUCGUUAAAAAUCUAUUAAUAGGACAAUUUGAUAGAGAGAUAUUAACAUUUCCUGAAAUGGAACUUGAAGAGGUCAGAAAUGUAGAAGAAGCAGUGGAAAAGUUGAGCCAAGUAUUGCAACAAAGGCAUAUGGUUAAUGUUAAUUCUAUUGGAAACAAAAAUUUCCGGCAAAAUUUAGCAGAUCAUAGGGCAAUAGGCUUGCAAUCAUCUCAAUUUUUGGAUGGACGAGAAUGUUGUCCUAUGGAACUAAUGAGAUUUUUAGAUACUUUAUCUGAACAUAAAUUGGGAAACAGUUUGCUGCACAAUGAAAUGUUGGGUGUCCAGACUUUAAACAAAUUUGCAGACGACAAUUUGAAAAAGAAAUAUUUGCAUUCAGUUAUUAAAGGCGAACAGCUAUCUGCAUUUGCUAUGCAUGAGAUAGAUGUUAUGGAUAUUUUGAAAAUGAAUACCACAGCUGUUUUGUCUGAUGAUAAAAAAUAUUGGACUUUAAAUGGAACUAAAUCCCUUGUGGUAAAUGGAAUAUCUGCUGAUUUUGUGAUAGUUUUUGCUAUCACUGAUAAAGCUCAUGCGGGACAUGAUGAAAGCAACAGUUUAACAGCCUUUGUAGUUGAUAAAAGCACUUCGGGUGUAAGCUGGAAAAAAAUUGAACCUUCUAACAUUGAAAUGGCAGACAUUACUUUUGAUAAUGUUCAAGUGCCAGCAGAAAAUGUCAUAGGAAAAGUUCACCAAGCUGACAAAAUUCUUAGAUCGAUCAUUGGAGAUUUUAGAUUGAGUGCUGGUCCCGCUUGCAAUGCAAUUUCCAGGAGAAUGGUGCAAAAUCUGUUCAAACAUAUUGCUGAAUUAAGUACUACUGAAUAUAAUCUUGCUGAUACUGAUGCAAUGAAAUCCAAAUUAGGACAAGUUGCAAUGGAACUUUAUGCAGCUGAAAGUGUUACAUAUCUAACAGCAGGUUUACAAGAUUGGUAUGACGAACAAGAUGUAGAGGUUGAAAGUGCCAUUGUCAAGGUUUUCACUUCUGAAGCUGCCUACAGAAUUUCCACUAUUUGUCUAGAUCUUGUAGGUCAACAUGCAACUACUACAAAUCAUUGGGCAAGACAAGCCCAUGAAGAGAUACUUGAUUACCUCACUGUACAUGAAACUAAUGAAAGCCAGAGGAUGUUUAUGGCCCUGAAUGGGUUACAACAUGCAGGGAUAAAUUUGGCUGCAAAGAUUAAAAGAAUUAGAAAUCCCUUUUUCAAUGCCACAUACAGUUUGAUGCGGAUUUUUACUGAGCACCGUCAAAAUGAAGACAAACCCAAGUUGGAUUUGGAAUUGAAUGCCCAUCUGCAUCCAUCACUCUCUGAUCCCUCAAAACAGUUGGAAUAUUGUGUUAAAAGACUGGAAUUUGGUACAGAAAGACUUUUAGCUAGACAUGGCAUAGAAUGUAUAAAUAAACAUGCAGAUUUGAGGCGACUAGCUGACAUCAUGAUAGAUUGUUAUGUUUGUACUGCUGUUUUAGCCCGAUCAUCUAGGUCGUAUUGUAUUGGUCUCCAAUUUGCCGAUUAUGAAGUAUUAGCAGCAUCCAUAUACUGUAAUAUAGCUAUGGAAAGGGUUAGAACAGAAGUUAGAAACUUGUACUUUACUGAAUACAAAGCUACCGAUAGAAAUUAUAUUGCUUUUGGAAAGCGAGUGGUGCAAAGUAAAGGAUACUGCCUCACAAAUGCUAUAAGCAGGUUCUUUUAGGUAUUUUAAUUUAAAUGGACUGUUAAUUUGUCUGUUUACUUAAUUGUAUGAGGUCCACAAAAAUUUAAAAGAUACUGUUAAUGAAAAAAAAUAUAUUAGUUAUUGUAAAUAAAGCUUCCUUGUACAAAAUUAA
This is a messenger RNA of Ceutorhynchus assimilis (cabbage seed weevil), 2119 nucleotides long. The record is from the annotation of a GenBank genome assembly. NCBI's taxonomy places the organism in Eukaryota, Metazoa, Arthropoda, Insecta, Coleoptera, Curculionidae.